CUGACUGUAAAAAAAUACCGGUGUUAGCGCUUCUUGAAAGUCGGGAGUGGUCUAUUAUUUCAUUUACUUACUCCGAAGAAGUUGUUAGUGUACAUUUAAUUCAUCAAACAUUACUUAUACGUGUCAGAGUUACCAACAAUCCAUUGAUUUCCUACCAAAAAGCAGUCAGUAUAGCAUUAUUCCCUUUGAGCAUUAUUCCAAUUUUGAGCUAGGCCAUGCCUAUCUUAAGAAAUUAGGCCUAGCCCUUUUAGGCCUACUAAUUUAAUGAUGAAAUCUUGACGUUUUUGUAAUUACAGCUAUGGAUUUCCUUUUUAUAUUAGAAUUUUUAGUUGCGUUCCUAAUUCGGUUAUGGCUUUGUUUGUCGGAUUACAAACAAGUAAUAUCAGAUCGUGUGGAGAUUUCCACACCACUCAACUCAUGGAAAAGAGUCACAGAAGGAGUGGUUUUGUAUGAAGAAGGUACAGACCCCUACAUUGGGGACAUGUUCCAUGAAACUCCUAUUGCCUUGAUAGCGUUUCAUUGGAUGAUACACAAUAUUCCUCGAUGGCUGAAUAUCGUCUUUAUUACCUGUGACUUACUAUCAGCAUUUUUACUAUACAAAGCAGCCAAACAAUGUAUGAAGCUUUUGAUGGAUCGCCAGACGAGAGAGAAAGCUGGCUAUGCAGAAGGGGUGGAGAAACUUCUGCUGACUGAGCAGGAGCUCAGUUCCGCUCCGAUGUAUGUACUAGCUGCUUAUCUCUUCAACCCCUACACAAUACUGAGCUGUGCAGCCCACACCACCACGGUGUUUGCCAACCUCGGUCUAGCUGUGUUCUUUUGCUCCAUGCUUCAUGGUCAUUUGUUGGUGUGUGGCUUCUCCUUGGCCCUGGCGACUCUACAGUCCUUGUAUCCCGCCUCACUGAUCGUGCCGGCCACUCUACUUGCCGCUCAGUCGGGUGGCGCUCGAUCCUCCGCCUCUGCUAGAGUUGCGCUCCUCAUCGUAGCCUUUGUCGUCCCCUUGGUGGGCCUUCUCGGUGCUUGCUAUCACAUUAGUGGUAGCUGGCACUUUCUACAUUCCACAUAUGGAUUCAUCCUGAACAUUCCAGACUUGCGGCCGAACGUCGGCCUGUUCUGGUAUUUCUUCACAGAGAUGUUUGAACACUUCAGACCGCUGUUUAUUUGCGCUUUCCAACUCAACGCCAGUCUUCUGUACGUUGCUCCGUUGGCAUUGAGGUUGUACAAGGAACCUCCACUGCUGGCUGCUAGUCUUACAGCUCUCUCUGCGAUAUUCCGAUCCUAUCCAAGCAUCGGAGACGUUGGCUUCUACCUCGCACUGUUGCCCAUGUGGAAACACCUGUUUCACUACAUGCAGCAGGGCUUCGUAGUUGGAUGUUUCUUCCUAGUAACCUCUGUGUUGGCCCCUGUGUUGUGGCAUCUAUGGAUCUAUUGUCGCUCUGCAAACGCCAACUUUUACUUCGGAGUCACAUUAGCAUUCGCUACAGCUCAGAUUUUCCUCAUAACUGACAUUUUGUUUGCCUACAUCAAGAGGGAGUUUGCGCUGAAGAAUGGUCUCCAACGAACGAUCGACGGAGAAGAAGCCAAACUUAUUCUCGAAUAAAUUCAAGUUUUUCGUCAAAAGGCUGAGAUUAUCGCCAGAGAAGAAGUGUUCAGUGCUUCGGCACAAGUUGCGGUCUGUGUACUGUGUGAAAGUUUCGGGUGUGUGGACGUAAAGACGACAACAUCUGCGCUCACAGGACACAGACUGUACAUCUAUGUCUAUGUUCAUCAGCACCUUCAUAUACCAUCAACUGCAACUACAUUCAUUCAUUGCUUUUGCACACUUUUACUAUUGACUAGUUACAAAAGUGUGAAAGACAAACUAACAAAUUUCAACCUGCUCUACUUCACAAAACACCGAUUAAAAGUUUAGUCUGAUCUUUGUCACCAUAUUCCAUCAACAAACGCAACUACCCACAUUUUACAUUCCACGUUUCAUUUUAAUUUUUUAUACUUGUGACAAAUGUUGAAUAUUAAUGUCAUGUACAAGCACACAUUAAAAAAGAUUUGUAAAUAUUUUUAUUUUUUUCAAUGUAUUUUGCUGUAGCAUUUUCAGUUUGUAUGAUAAUGUGAAUAUAAGCCUAGUUUAAAUGUUUGUAAAAAAUACUUUAAGGAGUAUUCCGAGUAUGGAUGUAUUUAGAAAGUUUUUUUAUCGAAAAGUACAGGGUACAGAAAUUAUUGAUCAUAUUUGAUGCAGGCAACAAACUAUUACGUAAAGGAAUUUUUUAUUGGAAUUAAUUUAGAAUGUAACUGUUUUUACCAAUAGCAUAAAAUGUCAUGGAUCAUUGGUUUAAACCAGGAAAUGAAUGUUACUCAUGCAUCCCUUAAGAGUUUAGUUUACAUUUCUUGAAAGGAAAAUGUAUCUAAUAGGUCCAACAAUUUUUACAUUCCUAUUAUAUAAUUCAGUUUACUUGAUAACACACAAGGAUUCAUCAUGUCAACUUAAACUAUGCACCUAAU
Macrosteles quadrilineatus (aster leafhopper) is the source of this 2496-nucleotide messenger RNA. Its product is annotated as phosphatidylinositol glycan anchor biosynthesis class U protein-like. The record is from RefSeq and is a predicted model, not a curated record. Gene Ontology annotation, cellular component: GPI-anchor transamidase complex; membrane. NCBI's taxonomy places the organism in Eukaryota, Metazoa, Arthropoda, Insecta, Hemiptera, Cicadellidae. The transcript is spliced from 7 exons. Bases 299 to 1597 code for a protein of 432 amino acids. Gene Ontology annotation, biological process: attachment of GPI anchor to protein; protein localization to cell surface.